Anopheles darlingi is the source of this 474-nucleotide messenger RNA. RefSeq lists its product as uncharacterized. The transcript has 3 exons. The record is from RefSeq and is a predicted model, not a curated record. NCBI's taxonomy places the organism in Eukaryota, Metazoa, Arthropoda, Insecta, Diptera, Culicidae. Bases 41 to 388 code for a protein of 115 amino acids.
AAAAGUGGACUGAACGAACGGUUUAAAUUGCCAAAACAAAAUGCUAAAAGCUGCUUUUUUAAACGCAGGACUUCUGCUCGCUUGUGCACUGACUGCCGGCAUUUGUGCGGACGCCGAUAAGGUUGUGUUCCAAUUUCCCGAGUACGAUUACAAGGAAACCAGCAAAAAUGAAAUCACUUUCCGAGAGUUUGAAUCCGCUUGCGACCAGAGCAACCGAUGUGCAACGUACGAGGGCAUCGAGCGGACCCGGUGUGUCCGCGAGUGCAUAUCGCCGUCCUGCUAUCAGGAAAUCUACAAAUUCGACGAGCUCGAGGAGGGUGAGAUCGAUGUGCGACUGAAUUCGUUCCGGGCCUGCUUCAUGCAACGACUGAGUCGGAACCGCGGUUAAGGCGUGCCUCACUGCCCUACAGACUUAUCAAACAGGAGCAUAUCCUGUGAAACGUAGCCAGUAUUCCAAAUUAAUCUUUGGUCUCA